Messenger RNA from Planococcus citri (citrus mealybug), 2370 nucleotides. RefSeq lists its product as uncharacterized. Lineage: Eukaryota; Metazoa; Arthropoda; Insecta; Hemiptera; Pseudococcidae. Bases 289 to 2070 code for a protein of 593 amino acids. The record is from RefSeq and is a predicted model, not a curated record. The transcript has 2 exons.
CCUUUCUGUACCAGUUCACGUGUAUUUCAUCUUACAUAGUACAUACGAUACAUAUCAUAAUCUCGUAGUCAAGGCAUGGCCGAUGGUUUUUUAGCAGUUUCGUUUCAUGUGUAAUUUUAGUUGAAUUUUGUACAUGUGAGUGGUAUCAUGUUUAUCAAUUCGUGAAUUUUGAAGUUUGGUCUGGAUCUUGUGAUUUAGCACCCAUAUGAGAUCUACAACGAGAUCGUUUCGAGAAAAUUAUAAAUUACUAAAGAUUGGAUUGAAAUAAAGUCGUGUCGAGAACAAGGAAUGGCUAUUAAAAUCACUUCCGACGUGUAUGAUAUUUUGACUCCAGUACCCCUUGAAGAACUAUCGGCAAUCGUCAUCAGCCGGGAAAUAUGGCGCUGUGAAGUGAUGAAAUAUCGUUCGAGUGAUGAACCAUUUUACAAAUGGGAUCCAAUUCGACAGCGUAUUAAAGAAAUCUCAUUAGAAACCGUGCUCCCUGAUUUACGAUCCGUAAUUUACGAUGUGAUUCGUAAAUAUGUCAAAGAAUUUGGCUAUUCAUUGAGUCAUUGGCUGCAAAGUCAUCACGAAAGAGUAUUUCAUUUUCAUUACAACCAUGAGAACCACGUUUUGAAACACUUCCUAGAUUUUAUUUGCAAUUACCGUGGAAGUAUUCAUUACGCGAGGACAGCCGAACGUAUGAUGCAUUGUGAUCAAUUUAAUGUGCAGCAAAAGUUCAUGAUUGCUUGUACGUAUUUUUUUGAAGACGAUAUCAGACGACUUUGGCCAUUAGUAUCAGGAGACAUGGACUUGAAUGGUAUUAGUUUUUCUAAACACCCGCAACUGUAUUAUUGGAUUUGCUGUCUCAGAAAUGAAUUAGAUAAAAUACCAAUUUUUAGAAUGAACGAUACUGUCGACGAAGUGAUGUUAAAUAAAUUCAUGGCUCACAACAGACCAUCUAUAGAGUAUUUUUGGAAUCGUAUAUCAUCAGAAAAUCGAAAGCGAAAUGCCGUUAAGCUUUUAGAACGAGGAGAUGAUAUGCAUUCCUUUAUUCGGGUCAUUUUACCAAAAUUGGACGAACAAGAGCUCGAUGAAUUUAUCAAUGAAAGAAGUUACGAUCUGAUGCGUGCUUUAUGCAGAGAUCUUUGGUGCGAUGAAGAAUCCAUCCUUGAAAUUUGGAUGCAAAUUUGCCACACAGUGAACGAACGUGCUUUUACGAAGCUGGUCAGAAAAAUAUUACGUGCAGAGGUAGGGACUGAUCCGAUAGUUUGUGAAGAAGAUCGUCUUCGGGACUGGAGCUAUUUAGGCUGUGAAAUGUGGAAUAACGCUCCAGACAAGUUUAAAAGGGCAGCAGUCAGAGAAAUCAUAUCCAAUGACACAUUGUUUAAUAUUAGCUUUUUUGUAGGAAGAAGACGACUUCGAUUUAAGCGAAAAGAAUUCAGAUUCUUAAGGACUGUUCUGUCCCGCGCCUCUUCUCAGGAUAAAAGAACAUUCUGGUAUGAUUACUGGCGUAAUUUGAUUUACAAGGCAUAUGCUAAAGAUUUCAGAAAAAUAAUGAACCUAUGUCUUGAAAACGAAGAUGAGAUAAUUGAAUUUGCAAAAAACGUAUUGGUCAAAAAUAAACAUUUUCGGAAAGUGUGCAUCUAUCACAUGGAAGACGAAAAGUUUGCCGAGCUGGAUGAUUUUCUGAGCAUCGCAUGGCCAGAGAAUUUUAAAAAAACAUUAGCUGUUUUCUUUUAUCGUGCUCGGACUGCUCGGAAGAAAAAAAAUCCUGUUUUGAGUAAAAUAAAGCGAUUUGUUCGUAACAUGUGGAUCACGAUCAUGCCGCAAUUGCCGGAGCUAUCUCGUUUCUCCGUCUUCAUGAUAAUCAUGUUGUCAUUCCUGUUUCAGAUUUUUGUUCACGUUUUUAUAGUUUAUUUUGCGCAACCGAAAAAACUAUAUUAUUGUUCUCACUUUUUCUUCCGAGUUUUAACUUUUUUGGAUUUUUUAGUCUUCCAACUUUUAUGGCUUACUCGAGAACGAGAAAACACAGUAAGGCAAGAACUAUCUUGGAUCAGCGGACCCGCUGACCACUUGUUACUGGAAUAAUUCCUUACAAUUUUGUAUGGUUUCCGCCGAAAUGCGAUGAAGAUGAUGUUCUAUAAAAUUGAAAUCAAAUGUUUGUUAUUUUACUCAAUUAGGUACCUACAUAAAUAAGUAUACGUUUCACAGUGAUUAUCUAUCUGUUUAGGAUUGCAUACUUAGGUAGGUACCUAUAUAAUCUGUCUACUCUUCUCUGGUAAAGAAUGCUUAAUGUUUCGUGUUAUAGACAGUAAUAAGUUAUAUGUAAUUUAUUGUAUUAUAAUUUCUAUUGUUUCUUGAAAAAUAAAUCUCGAAUAUCUUUCUGUA